CGCAGUUACAGCCACAGACACCGCAAACCGAGUUUUGUUAAUACAUCAGCGGCUGCAACAACACCAAAAAAAACAACAAAACAAUAGAAAUAACCCAGAGACCGCGGUAGAGUUCUAAGUUUUAAGGGUCUCUGCGAUGGGCAAGAAAGACAAGAACAAGGAACCGGCGGACGCUGCACCAGCUGGCGAUGCACCACCUGCUGGACCUCCAGCAGGCGAAGGAGGCGAUGGCGAGAUUGUGGGCGGACCACACAAUCCGCAGCAGAUUGCGGCACAGAAGCGUCUCCAGCAGACGCAGGCGCAGGUCGAUGAGGUCGUCGACAUUAUGCGCACAAACGUCGAGAAGGUGCUGGAGCGCGAUAGCAAGCUGUCGGAGUUGGACGAUCGCGCCGAUGCCUUGCAGCAGGGCGCCUCGCAGUUCGAGCAGCAGGCGGGCAAGCUCAAGAGGAAAUUCUGGCUCCAGAACUUGAAGAUGAUGAUCAUAAUGGGCGUGAUUGGCCUGGUUGUCGUGGGAAUCAUUGCAAAUAAGCUGGGACUCAUAGGCGGAGAGCAGCCACCGCAGUACCCUCAGUAUCCACAGUACAUGCCGCCACCGCCGCCACAGCAGCAGCAGCCAGCCGCCGCCGGAGGACAGUCGGCGCUGGUCGAUGGAGGAGCCGGCACCGGCGCCGGGGCCGGGGCCUAUCCGGAGCAUGGCGGCGCAUAAGUAAUUCUGGACGGCAUUUACCUGUAAAGCCAAGCAAAGAACGUUUCUUGAUUACACACAAAAACAAACAAAAAUAUAAUCUGCAAAACCCAAGAACCGACAAAAAAACUCCCCCAAGGGAAAACUCAGUUAUACUAGAAAAAUCUCGAGAAUUGCAAAGAAGUCAAUAAAAUAAUAUGUUUUCCCACUUAAAAGACGACGAACAUGACGGCUUUAAGUAAAUGCAGUCAUAAUAUUAACACUAAAUCUAAAUCUAAAGAACGCUCCGGACAAAAUGAAGUUGUUGCUAAUUUGUUUAUGGUUACAUUAUUUCAUGCAUAAAAAGGUAUAUAUAAAGAUAAAUAUAAAUAUAUAAAUAUAUAUGGGUACUUGAAUAUUUACGAGUAAAUCUAACAAAACAACUAGUAAACUAUGCUAUAUAACUACGACUAUAUUGUACUUAACAUGUAUCUCGGGGCUGGGCCGGUGCGAGGCCAGCGCGAGGACCGGGCAUGGUCGCUCCCGAUAAUAGCAACUCUUUGAACUCAGUUUCCUUAGCAAAUCUACUAGUAUCGAUUUCGAACAGUUUCGGAACAAAGCCCAAAGCAAAGAAGACACUCCCGAGAACGAAACCAAAUCAAAGCUUUUGUUCCUAAGUAAAAGUUACGCAAAAUAUAAAUAUUUGAAGUGUAUAAUCCAAAAAAAAAAAAAAAAAAAAA
Drosophila miranda is the source of this 1404-nucleotide messenger RNA. RefSeq names its product vesicle-associated membrane protein 2. The transcript has 6 exons. Gene Ontology annotation, molecular function: SNAP receptor activity; syntaxin binding. Gene Ontology annotation, cellular component: plasma membrane; SNARE complex. The record is from RefSeq and is a predicted model, not a curated record. Lineage: Eukaryota; Metazoa; Arthropoda; Insecta; Diptera; Drosophilidae. Gene Ontology annotation, biological process: vesicle fusion; vesicle-mediated transport. Bases 137 to 706 code for a protein of 189 amino acids.